Molecule: messenger RNA, 1756 nt
Organism: Malus domestica (apple)
Lineage: Eukaryota; Viridiplantae; Streptophyta; Magnoliopsida; Rosales; Rosaceae
Product: abscisic acid 8'-hydroxylase 4-like
Biological process (GO): sterol metabolic process
Molecular function (GO): heme binding; iron ion binding; (+)-abscisic acid 8'-hydroxylase activity
Source: RefSeq, a predicted model, not a curated record
UACUGCCCUUAGCUAUAUCGAUCAAAGAGAGCAAUAUGUAUAUUGUUUUUCCUCUUUACAAUUUUCUUCUUAUUGCUCUUUUUCCAUUCAUCUUAUUACUUGCAAAACAAGUGAGAUCACGGAAACCUAGAGCAAAUCUACCUCCAGGUUCAAUGGGAUGGCCCUAUGUAGGUGAAACCAUGCAACUAUACUCUCAAAACCCUAAUGUCUUUUUUUCCUCUAGGCACAACACGUACGGAGAAGUUUUCAAGACUCACAUACUUGGCAGUCCUUGUGUGAUGCUGUCUAGCCCAGAGGCUGUGCGGUUUGUGCUGGUGACUCAGGCACACUUGUUUAAACCUACAUACCCUCAAAGUAAAGAAAGAUUAAUUGGUCCCUCAGCACUUUUCUUCCAUCAAGAUGACUACCAUGCACAGAUUAGAAGAUUAGUCCAAGGAUCUUUGUCCUUGGAUGUUAUCAGAAACUCGGUGCCAGAUAUUGAAGCCGUUGCCAUUUCUACCUUAGACUCGUGGUCUGGAAAAGUUGUUAACACCUUUUAUGAGUUAAAGAAGUUCACCUUCGAUGUUGCUGUCUUGUUUAUCUUUGGUCACUUGAACAAUCAAUACAAAGAGAUGCUCAAGAAAAACUACUACACUCUAGACAAAGGCUACAAUUCUUUCCCUACAAAACUCCCAGGCACCUUGUACAAUAAAUCGGUUUUGGCAAGGAGGAGACUGAGCUUAAUUCUCGGUGAGAUAAUAAAAGAGAGAAAAGAAAAGAGUUUGGUGCGUAAAGAUCUAUUGGGCAACCUAUUGUACUUCAAAGAUGAUAAGGGAGAAGCACUAACACACGAUCAAAUCGUUGACAACAUCAUUGGAGUAAUGUUUGCUGCUCAGGACACCACAGCCAGUCUCUUAACUUGGAUGAUCAAAUACAUACACGAUGACUCAAAGCUUCAAGAAGCUAUCCAGAUAGAACAGAAGACAAUUUUUGAAUCAAAUGAAGGAGGAAGUCAUUCGCUGAGUUGGUCACAGACUAGAAAUAUGCCCCUUACCAGCAGGGCUAUAAAGGAGAGCUUGAGGAUGGCAAGCAUCGUCUCUUUCACCUUUAGGGAAGCUGUCGAAGAUGUUGAAUACAAAGGAUACUUGAUCCCAAAGGGAUGGAAGGUACUGCCUUUGUUCCGGAACAUCCAUCAUAAUCCUGAAUUCUUUGUUGAUCCGCAUAAAUUCAAUCCAUCAAGAUUUGAGCUCGGAGUAAAACCCAACACAUUCAUGCCAUUUGGAAACGGACUUCAUAUCUGUCCAGGAAAUGAAGUUGCCAAGCUGGAGAUGCUUAUUUUCAUCCACCAUCUUGUUAACAAGUUUAGAUGGGAAGUGGUGAGGUCGAGUGGGGGGGUUCAUUACGACCCAUUUCCAAUACCUCAGCAAGGACUUCCAGCCAAGUUUUGGAAGGAUUCAAGCCAGUUAAGGACCACAAGGCCAGGCUAGCAGGGAGGAAAUGAAAAACUGAUGGAGUAUAUGUAUACAUGCAUUUAGUGGUGAUAACUGAUCAUCUUGUUACCUCAGUGAAUAUAUAUAUAUAUAUAUAUUUCUUUAUAUAUAGCCAUUCUGUUCUCUGUAGUGUCUACCACUUCACAGAGAGAGUCCAACAAAAAUACAUAAAUGUAAGCUCUUACGAUUACUCAAGUGGUGAUAAUGUGUGGGGAAACGAAUCAUUCUCAUUCAUUUCCCUUUUAUUGUAAACAAAAAAUAGAGUAAAAAAAAUCUCUCUCUCUCUC